AACGUGAACGAUAUUUAUAAUAAACAAAUAGAGUUGCACUUGGUAUUUUACGGAUUUUACAGUCACAUUUUGUGUGCCAUUUGUAUUAUUUUAAAGCAGUCUGAAAAAUGGUAAUUGCUAUCGGUUUCGAGGGUAGCGCCAACAAAAUUGGUGUAGGUAUCGUCCGUGACGGUGAAGUGCUGGCCAACGUGCGGGAAACCUAUAUAACUCCACCAGGAGAAGGAUUUCUGCCAAAAGAAACUGCGCAGCAUCACCGAACCAAAAUUCAUGACAUUCUGAAGCGUGCACUUCAAGAAUCUGGCGUGACACCAGCGGAAAUAGAUGUCGUAUGCUACACAAAAGGACCCGGCAUGGCACCACCGCUGCUGGCGGUGGCAAUAGUAGCUCGAACUGUUGCGCAAAUUUGGAACAAGCCCAUACUUGGGGUAAAUCACUGCAUUGGGCACAUUGAGAUGGGCCGACUUAUUACAAAAGCCCAAAAUCCGACCGUACUGUACGUCAGCGGCGGUAAUACGCAAGUGAUUUCGUACGCCUGCAAACGAUAUCGAAUUUUCGGCGAAACAAUUGACAUCGCUAUUGGGAAUUGCUUAGAUAGAUUCGCACGGAUCAUCAAACUUUCGAACGACCCCAGUCCCGGAUAUAAUAUAGAGCAGAUGGCGAAAAGGGGAGAAAAGUAUCUUCCUUUGCCGUAUUCGGUGAAGGGCAUGGAUGUUAGUUUUUCAGGAAUAUUGUCAUUCAUUGAGCAAAAAGCUAGACCAAACCAAAAGCAACAGAAAAGAAAGCGAGGUUCUGCUGUGGACGAACGCUGGACAGAUGAAGAUCUCUGCUUUUCUCUGCAGGAGACACUGUUUGCUAUGCUGGUUGAAACUACGGAGCGAGCGAUGGCACACUGUGGUUCUAGCGAAGUGCUCAUCGUCGGUGGAGUCGGUUGUAAUGAACGACUGCAAGAGAUGAUGGGAAUUAUGUGUAAAGAGCGAGGGGCGAAGCUGUUUGCAACAGAUGAAAGAUUUUGUAUCGAUAACGGAGUAAUGAUUGCACACGCUGGGUGGGAAAUGUUUCGUAGUGGAACGAAAAUGAGCUGGGAGGAAACCACUAUCACUCAAAGGUACAGAACAGAUGAAGUUGAAGUAACUUGGAGAGAAGGCUAAAGUCAUCGAUUAUUGUUUUACAUUUAUACGAAGUGUAUGCAAAGCAGGAAUAAACUUGCAUCGUU
Messenger RNA from Sabethes cyaneus, 1213 nucleotides. RefSeq names its product tRNA N6-adenosine threonylcarbamoyltransferase (gene Tcs3). Bases 108 to 1148 code for a protein of 346 amino acids. The record is from RefSeq and is a predicted model, not a curated record. The transcript is spliced from 2 exons. Gene Ontology annotation, cellular component: cytoplasm; EKC/KEOPS complex. Gene Ontology annotation, biological process: tRNA threonylcarbamoyladenosine modification. NCBI's taxonomy places the organism in Eukaryota, Metazoa, Arthropoda, Insecta, Diptera, Culicidae.